Messenger RNA from Jatropha curcas, 3164 nucleotides. RefSeq names its product Pentatricopeptide repeat (PPR) superfamily protein. Gene Ontology annotation, molecular function: RNA binding; protein binding. The record is from RefSeq and is a predicted model, not a curated record. Gene Ontology annotation, biological process: RNA modification. Lineage: Eukaryota; Viridiplantae; Streptophyta; Magnoliopsida; Malpighiales; Euphorbiaceae.
UAUCUCACCCUCACUAAACACGCUGCAUUGGAACGCGCCGUUUUGUAACAAGCCAAGAUACGACGUCGUGCAGUUAAAAUUUAAACACACUCUCGCAUAAAAGGCGCCAACAGUCAGCAGGUAAACGCUGGCGAGCAGAUGAAUGAGAAACAUAUCAAAAUCGUUAGACGGCCAAGUCCUCCGUCAAUUGAGGUCCGCCGCCAGGCUCGAUUAUGGCGUAUCCGCUCUCCUUCUUCAUCACUUCACCAAACAUCGUCUCCCUCUUCAAGCGAGGCAACUGCAUGCGCGACUCAUACUCUGCUCUGUCCCGCCCGACAAUUACCUUGGUUCCAAACUUAUAACUCUUUACUCCAAAACUAACAACCUAAAAGACGCCUGCCGCGUGUUCGAUAAAAUUCCUCAUAAGAAUACCUUCUCUUAUAACGCUAUGCUCAUGACCUACUCUCUCCAUAAGCAACACAUUGAUGUUUUGAACCUUUUCUCGUCCUUAUCCUCGUCGAGUUCAGUGAACGCAAGACCUGAUAAUUUCUCAAUCACGUGCUUGUUGAAGUCGCUUUCUAGUUUAUUGUUCACUGAUGUUAAAUUGGGUAAGGAAGUUCAUAGUUUUGUUUUGAGAGGAGGGUUCGAUGCUGAUUUAUUUGUUGAGAAUGCUUUGAUUACAUAUUAUUCCAAAUGUGAUGAUUUGGUCUUAGCAAGGAAGGUGUUUAAUAGAAUGACGGAGAGGGAUUUGGUGACGUGGAAUUCAAUGAUUGCUGGUUAUUCUCAAGCGGGGUUUUAUGAGGAAUGUAAAAGGCUGUUCAGGGAAAUGAUGGAUUUUUCGGGUUUUAGGCCUGAUGGGGUCACUGUGGUUUGUAUUUUGCAAGCAUGUGGACAGACUAAAGACCUCGUUUUUGGAAUGGAAGUGCAUAGAUUAAUUGUUGAUAAUCAAGUUGAAAUGGAUAUUUGGAUUUGUAAUGCUUUGAUUGACUUGUAUGCGAAAUGUGGGAGUUUGGAUUAUGCAAGGGAAUUGUUCGAUGAGAUGAGUGAAAAGGAUGAAGUUACUUACGGUGCAAUUAUAUCUGGAUUCAUGAGUCAUGGCCAUGUUGAUCAAGGUUUGGGUCUUUUUAGAGAAAUGAAAAAUCAAUUGUUAAGCACGUGGAAUGCUGUGAUUUCAGGUUUGGUACAAAAUAAUCGGCAUGAGGGGGUUUUAGAUUUGGUUAGAGAAAUGCAGGAGCUUGGUUUUAGACCUAAUGCUGUGACGCUCUCAAGCAUACUUCCGACCUUAUCAUAUUUCUCAAGUUUGAAAGGAGGGAAAGAAGCGCAUGCUUACGCCAUUAAAAAUGGAUUUGAGGGAAAUAUCUAUGUUUCUACUGCAAUUAUUGAUAUGUAUGCAAAGUCAGGAUAUCUUAGUGGGGCUCAGAGUGUUUUUGAUCAAUCCAAAGGAAGGAGCUUGAUUAUUUGGACUGCAAUAAUUUCAGCAUAUGCUGUCCAUGGAGAUGCUAAUUUGGCUCUCAGUUUUUUUCAUGAUAUGUUGAAUAGUGGAAUUCAGCCAGAUUCAGUCACAUUCAUAGCAGUGUUGGGAGCUUGUGCUCACUGUGGAAUGGUGGAUGAAGCUUGGCAGAUCUUUGAGACCAUGUUUAAGAAAUAUGGUAUUCAGCCCGUGGUGGAGCACUAUGCUUGCAUGGUAGGUGCUCUGAGCAGGUCAGGGAGGCUCUCUGAAGCUAAAGAGUUUGUUUCCAAAAUGCCAAUUGAGCCAAGUGCAAAAGUUUGGGGUGCAUUGCUUCAUGGAGCUUCUGUUUCUGGUGAUGUUGAACUUGGCAAGUUCAUUUCUGAUCAUUUAUUUGAAAUUGAACCAGAAAAUACUGGGACUUAUGUGAUCAUGGCCAAUUUGUAUUCCCAGGCUGAGAGAUGGAAGGAAGCUGAUGUGGUGAGAGAAAGGAUGGAUAAAGUUGGCUUAAAGAAGUUACCGGGAAGUAGCUGGAUAGAAACUAGUAAAGGGCUACGAAGCUUUAUUGCAACGGACAGAUCUAGUGAAAAUUCUGCAGAGAUAUGUGCAAUCUUGGAAGGGUUGCUUGGGAUGAUAAGAGAUGAAGGGAAUUUGCAGGAAGAGCUCCAUGAGGAUAGCCUUUUUGGUUGAACAAUAGAUUCUCUCAGUAUACGGGAGACUGUCUUUCUAUUUUCUUCACCUACUUUGAUAUAUGGGUUGUGGCUGCAGACAAUUGCCUGCCUGUGUGAGAGAUCUUUUGCUUCAAUCUCCUCCUUGGGUUCCUUAUCUGGAAUACUUCAGCGACAGCUGCAGUGUGGCCUUGGCUUUUGUUUCUACCGACCUUUCUGAGAAACUCCCAUCUUUCAAAUCUUUUGGUACUUGUUCUGGCUCACUCCAAUCCCAUUCUCCAUUAUCUAUUCCGUACAAGAACCAAGCUUUUCAUGGGUCUCUGCUAUAUCAGUUUCUAAGCUAACCUACUUGUCCUCCAUCAGUAGGAUUCUUGUACCUGUACCUAAUGCUAACUUCCUAGUUCCUAAUUCUGUUCAGAAAUUGGUCUGAGUAUAUUACCUUCUCCACUUCUUCAGCAUUCAUCGGUCUGCAGAAUUGGUGAAGGGGCCUAAGCCAACUGCAUUUACAAAUAAAUCUCUACUUUCACUUCUGAUGUCUUAUACAGAUGGCAUUUGCCAGAGCCAGAUGCUAUUGAUGUUUCUGGGUCUUUUAUUGCUCAUCAGUAAAUUCUGUGACAAUUAUGGUUUUGUUAGGAUGGUUAGGAUCAAAGCAGAAGCAUCUUAUGAAAUAUGCUGAGUGGUAUACUUCAAUGGGAUUUCAUGUCAUUACUUUUACUUUUCUGAUGGCUGAGAUUCUUAGUCACUAAUUUGGUGGGAUAGCUGAACAAGAGAUUGACUUGCUUGUGAAUCAUCUGGCUGAUUGGCUGGAAGAGGAGCAUGGGAAGAACUUGGUAUUUCAUGCUUUUAGCAAUUCUGGAUGGUUAAUGUAAGCUCCUGUUCCUCAGGUAAUUGUGGCUUGAUCUUGCAUUGGUUUGUUGAUUACCAAGACGGGCCUUAGGGAUGUUUCACAGUGUAUCAUGACAUGAAAAUAUCUGUACUGAGGAUGGCAAAGAAUUGGAAAACUGUGAAAUUAUUUGUUUGACACAUUAAGUUCGCAAAAAAAUAUGUCAUUGGCUAUAUUCUUCCAUACA